AUGUCAUUGAAUGAUAUAUUGGCCGCUGCAAACCAAUCAGUUGACGAUUUGAUAAACCAAUUAGAAACCAUCCAUCCCUCUUCGGAAUCAGAUUCCAGCAUGACGACUGAACCAUUGAACGUUGAUGACUCGGUUGUUGCUCUAGAACAGCCGGUCCAUCCAAUAGGCCCAAAACCAUAUGUCUCUCCGCAUAAGGGUAAACCACUACCGGCUAUACAAUUUUCACCGUCCGAUUAUUCGAUUAAAUCAAUGCCCAAUUUAAACUACAGUGAUAGUGAUGAGGAGACUGUUGUGCAGUCUCCUGUACAACAACACCAUCCAAAUUUCAACAGAAACGAAUCUAUGAAAUCAACAAUCAGUACAAAUGUCAAAUUGGACACCAUCAUAGUCAAUGAUUCCAUUGAAAGUGAAGAACCAACUAGGGAAGAUGUCAAACUAUCGCACCAACAUAAGAGGUCGUCGUCACUCUCGGACUUUGUUGGUGGUAUCAUAAGGUCUUUUUCGAGCAACCAUAUCCAAUCCCGGAAUUUUAGUAGCGCCACGGGGAAUACUGUCUUUGAAUCUGCAGAAGAAGGGUAUGAUGAAGAAGAUGAAGAUGGGAAAUAUGAUGAUGACAAUGUGCAUGGAGAUAAAGAAUUUCAAAACGAAAAUAGCAUGGAUGAAGACAAUGCAGAUCAGGAACAUGUAGAGAUGGGUAUAGAUGAACACAAAGAAAGAGAAGAUUCUUUUGACUCGCCCAGUUCACAAUACUCGGAAGAUUCAAUGGCUAAUGAAACAAUCCAAAACGAUACUAUAAACAAUGCCCCUCUUGACAUGUUUGAAGAAGAGAUUGAAAAAUCUGUUGUUGAAAAUACUGAAAUUGAGUCACUUCAUGGUGAUUUCCAGCUGGAUUUGCCGUUUGAAGAUGACAUUUUCGAUACUGAAUUCAUUGAAUUUAACAGAAAACUAAACUCCCGGAAUUCAUCGAAUACUAGUGCUUCAACUACCUCAAAUCGAAUUGUUAGUAUAGAACGUGGAGAACAACAAGAGCUUUUGAAUAUUUGGUCAAAACAGAAAAAUUAUAACGUACCAAUCAAGAAACACGUUGAAUUUGAUAGUAUUCAUACACCAAUUAAGAAAUCCCUAAUUGUAAAUACAUCGAAUCCAAAAUCAGUCCACAUAUUAAAUUCAAAUUCUAUCUAUGAUAAAUUAGAGGUUCUUCCAGUUGGUGUCAAAGGAUAUCACCAUGUUCAAGUACGUAGUGUAAACGAUGCUGUAAGCGACAACGAAUCUUCACAUUCCGUGAUAAAGUAUGAUAUAAAUGAUGAGCCCGAGGAGCUCUCAUUGCAACUGCAGGACUUGACUGUCGAUCUGAGUGCCGACUCGGAAACUUCCAUUCAAAAGGAGAUAGCUAAUUGGGAUCCAAAACCAGAGCCUAACUUUCAUCACGAGAGGAACAAGUCAAGCAUUGAUGUCUUGAAAUCUGUUUGGAGUGAAAAUGAUCGUGAAAGUUCACAGCUGUCAAAUGAUUUCUUGUAUCAGUUGACACAUUCAGAUACCUUCCACCGUUUGAACAAGAAAAAUAUUGAAUCUUACCUAUACAAAGAAACAGAUUUUGAAGCAGAUAACGUAAGGCUUAUGCCACCGCCUCAACAUCAACAAAUCUACCAGUUUAAUCAGAACGAAAGUAUGUCUAGAAUUGUGCCUGGCUUAGGUAUAUCCGAAGGAGUAUUGGAGUAUGAGGAUGAUGAUAAUGUUGAUGAUAUUGAUACCAUUGGUUCGAUUCACACUUCAUUAAAGCCAAUUGAAUUUGAACAACAACAAAAGUCUCCUAUAUCUCCUGCUCGUGAGAAGAUGAUUGCACAUUUCCAGCAACAAUUAAGACAAAAGAAAGAACAAGAAUCACACAGAGAACUACAGCAUCAACUACAAUCACAGAUUCAUCAACAUGCAAAAUCAGUUCAAUCAUCCCCUGUUAAACCGAUUAAGUUUGAACACAAAAAGGUCAACAAAUCAUAUGAUCCGAAUAAUGAUUCUGUUGAUGAUAUAUUUGAAGAAUUUGCUGAGUCUCCAUCAAAAUCAAAACAGAAUAUUUCUCAUUAUGCAAUUGACGAUGAUCAACUAAACCCAUUUCUCGAGCCAACUCCCAAACCAGUAACAGCGACUCUUGCAGAUUCAAAUUCACACUCUGAACAUCAGGUUGAACAAGCGAAGGUUCUAGAGGGACGGCUAUUUCUAAGAAUUCAUGAUAUAAACUCCUUGAAACUCCCUGAAUUGGAGAAAAGAAAUGCUAAAUUUCAGUUGAACAUAGAUAAUGGUAUUCAUUGUAUUAAAACUGAGUUUAUUAGCAGUAAGAAUGGUGUUAUUCCGAUUGAUAAAGAAUUCGAAUUGAUUGUAAAGGACAAACUCGAUGUUAUAAUAACAAUAAAAGUGAAAUAUGAUAAACCCGUUGGGAAAACCGUCGAAGUGGUUAGUGAACGCAAAGUUAAAUCUAAAUCCAAAUUCGGUAGACUGUUGGGUAAGACUGAAGUUGAAAAAGUUCGUCGAAAAGUACAACAACCACCAGAAAAGGACUUAAUUGCCGAAUAUACCGGGAAUGAUGGGUCUUGUGGGAAAUUGAAAAUAACUUUCAGUGAGUAUCACGAUAAAAUACAUGGAAAGCCAGCCACUUUUUCAUUGACAUGUUUCAAUGAAUGGAAAACUACAGUAUCGAAGAGUGGGUCUGUUGUUAAUAAAGAACCAACUCCUAUUUGUUCCUGUCGUAUACAAAUGUUGUAUAUUCCAAAGACGUUGGAAAAUGAAACACUACCUGUUAGCAUCUCCAAUGCAAUGCAUCAGCUGAAAGAGGUGAGAAAACUUGGCAAUUUAUCCCAUCAAGGUAUAAUGACCCAAAUAGGUGGUGAUGUGAAAUUAAUGACUAGAAGAAGCUUUAAAUUGGAAAAGCAUGACCUCCUAGCGUACAACUUAGAGAAUCAUAAACUAAAGGCCAAAAUCAAUCUGAAGAAAGUUACGGAUAUUCUCACAUUGCCAAACAACGAGUUCAUCAUAAAAUUCGCCAACCAGGAAACCAUUUCCUUUACCUGUGAUACCUCUCAAGAGCGUGAAGCGUGGGUGCGUUCUCUCAAGGAAUCUAUGACCAUCCAUCUUCUUAUGAAACAGCCAUGGCUGAAAACCGUAAUGGUUUCUAUGGAUGGAAUAGCGGUCUAG
Pichia kudriavzevii is the source of this 3186-nucleotide messenger RNA. RefSeq lists its product as uncharacterized. Gene Ontology annotation, molecular function: GTP binding. The coding region runs from base 1 to 3186 and encodes 1061 amino acids. Gene Ontology annotation, biological process: protein localization to bud neck; axial cellular bud site selection. Lineage: Eukaryota; Fungi; Ascomycota; Pichiomycetes; Pichiales; Pichiaceae. The transcript has a single exon. Gene Ontology annotation, cellular component: cellular bud neck contractile ring. The record is from RefSeq and is a predicted model, not a curated record.